Molecule: messenger RNA, 3267 nt
Organism: Cryptomeria japonica (Japanese cedar)
Lineage: Eukaryota; Viridiplantae; Streptophyta; Pinopsida; Cupressales; Cupressaceae
Product: putative pentatricopeptide repeat-containing protein At3g23330
Exons: 2
Coding region: 128-1756 (542 amino acids)
Biological process (GO): RNA modification
Molecular function (GO): protein binding; RNA binding
Source: RefSeq, a predicted model, not a curated record
CAAGUGCUAGUUUAGUUUAUUUCCAUAUAUUUAAUUUGCCUCUAUUCCUGUUCUUCUGUAUCAGAAAUGCAAUGUAUGUACACUUCAAUUUCUUCCUUGAGCUUUGGCAAGGGCAAUCAGGUUGCCAAUGGCAGCUUCAUCGCCUGUUAUUAAGUUAUUCCUUUCUAACCAGUAUUGCAAUAGUACUAGUUAUAAUAAAAGUAGUCAAGCAGCCAAAAACACCUGUGCACAAGUUAGAGGACUGUGUAGCAGGGGAUUGCUAAAGGAGGCAAUGGCGAUCCUGAACGAUAUGUGCAUGUCGGUGUCUGCUGCAGAGAUGGAUGCAUGUGUCCUGCAAACGUGCACCCACUCCACAGCCAUCGCUGAAGGGAAGAAAACUCAUAUCCAUAUUCGCUCAAAUGGAUUUGACAAAAAGCCAAUAUUACAAACUAAACUUGUGAGCAUGUAUACCACAUUUGGGAAUAUGUUGGAAGCACGCGAUGUGUUUGACAAAAUGGCCAAGCCAAAUGUCUUUGUGUGGAAUGCCAUGAUUAGAGGGUAUGCUUCAAAGCAACUCUAUGAUGAGGCUCUUACAAUUUUUCAUCAAAUGCAAGUGGUAGGUUAUGCCCAGUUGGGCUAUUACACUGAGUCACUGCAACUCUUCUGUCAAAUGGAACUCGAAGACCUGAAUCCCGGCUCUAUGACAAUUGCAAGUGUCCUUCCUGCAUGUGCCAACUUAGGGGAUUUGGUUCGAGGAAAGGAAAUUCAUGCUUAUGUAACUAGAAAUGGAUUUGAGUUGGACAUUUCUGUAGGUACUACUCUUGUAGAUAUGUAUGCCAAAUGCAACUCCGCAGAGAAUUCGCGCAAGAUAUUUGAUAGCAUGUCUCAGAGAGAUGUUGCUUCCUGGAAUGUCAUGAUCGCAGGUUAUGUUCAGACCGGGCAUUGUGGUGAGGCUUUAAAACUCUUCUGCAAAAUGCAAAGGACACACAUUAAACCCACCUCAUUCACUAUUGCCUCUCUUCUUCCAGCAUGUUCCUAUUUGACAACCCUCCGCCACGGAAAGCAGAUCCAUGAUUUUGCUAUCAGGUGCAGAUUUGAUUGCAAUAGUUUUGUGGGCAGUGCUAUCAUAGAUAUGUAUGUCAAAUGUGGCAGCCUUGAAAUUGCACGAAAAGUAUUUGACAAAUUGUCUCAAAGAGAUGUUAUUUGUUGGACGACAAUGAUAAUGGGGUAUGCCUUGCAUGGUUUUGGUCAAGACGCUCUCAUACUUUUUCACCAGAUGCAAGAGGCAGGCGUUAAGCCUAACUAUGUCACCUUUAUUGCUGUUCUGACUGCUUGCAGCCACUCAGGGAUGACGGAUGAAGCUUGGAAAUAUUUCAAUUGUAUGAAACAAGAUUAUCUCAUUGUACCUAGAGUGGAACACUAUGCAUGUAUGGUUGAUCUUCUUGGUCGAGCGGGACGCCUAGCUGAGGCAUAUGAGUUCAUUAAAAGUAUGCCCAUAGAACCUGAUGCUGGAGUGUGGGGGACUUUGCUUGGUGCCUGUAGGGUUCAUUGCAAUACAGAUCUAGGAAAAGAAGUAGCAGAGUACAUUUUUGAGUUAGAGCCACGAAAUGCAGGUUACUAUGUUCUGCUGUCAAAUAUUUAUGCUGCAAUUGGUAAUUGGGAUAAUGUAUCCAAGUUGAAAUUAAUGGUGAAAGACAGAGAAAUGAAGAAGAACCGGGCCUUGAGCUGGAUUGAAGUAAAGAAUAGUGUUCAUGCAUUUCUCGCUGAAGACAGAUAACAUCCACAAUCAGAAAAAAUCUAUGCAAACUUGGACAGUUUGUAUGGGCAGAUGAAGGUGACAUAAUACGUGGCUGAUACAAUCUGUGUACUCCCUAGUCUCCAUAGGGAGUAAAAUAAAUAAAUAUAUAUAUAUAGAGAGAGAGAGAGAGAGGGGUUGUGAUGUAUUUUGGGGUUGUUAAUACAAUUUCUGGAAUACCUUUCAAGGUAGCCAAGAACUUUUGCAAAGAUGAGUGGUCCAGUGCACUCGUACAUAAUUCAAUUUCAACAUAUCGUGCCAUGAAAUUUCAAGAGAGAUGCAAGCUACUUAUGAUGCGUAAAGAAUUACUCAUGUUCUGAUUUGAACUAUAAGUAAUGUUUAAAGGAACAAAGGAUAAAUAAUUUUUGUUCCAGUCUAGAAGAAGCACAUGUCUUCUAUUGACCCGUUCAUUGGCAAUCCACUUGAUGAGAGAUAUGCUGCUUUUCCUUUAUGGCAGCAUUUAGAGAUCAACGACACAACAAAAUUGAGUGGAUGCACCAUUUCUGUGACAAUCAUGUAGAACAUGAUACUAUUUAUUGGAUUGCAAGGUCGUGGAAAUGUUUAGAACAUAAAGACAUAGAUAACAGGUUUCUUCAAUUCUAAAAUGUUUAAGGUAUUGACUAAUGAGGCAGAUAAUGAUGGAAAAGGAAAGGCGUCAGUGGGGAAACAUUGAUUACAGUGGGAAAACUCUUUGCAAAAUUGGACAGCUUUCUUCAGCACAUUAAGCCAGCAGGAUAUGCCUCAUAACAACUACCCCUCCCCGGGGGUAUAAAGGAACAGUCAAGGCCUCGACUAGAUUGGGAAGUCCGGCUUUGUGAUGUAAAAGUGACCCGCACAUGCAGAUCUAGUCCACUGAUGUCAGUCGAGUAGUUAGAUUUUAAGUGUUUGUCUUCCUAAAGAUAGAAGUGGUUGUUGACUGCCCUAUUUUGGAGGAAGAGGCAAAGUAGUGAGUAACAGGGUUUGUCACAAUUGAAAUAGAGUAAAAGGAAGUUUUCUCAAAUGUACAAAGAGAGAAGAAGAGGAAAGUAAAUAUUCUAACCUUGAUGAUGUGGAAGAGGAGCUUUUAGAGGUUGAGGUAGAGGUAAGGGUAAAUGCCAACAAUUUUGUUUUGAUACUAGAGACCCUUGCAGUGCUACUGUUGCAGAAGGCCUCAUAAAGACAUUGAUUGUUUUGAAAACCAAGAGCCAAUGGAGCCACGAAAGCCAAGAGGAACGACAAACAAAUACAGUUGAAGCAAAAGUAAGAGAGAACUUGAUGCAGCAAAGAACCUUGAUAUGAGGAAACAAAGAGAACCCAGAAGCUGAUUGGAGGGGAAAGAGUAUCAUUUGAACGCAAUGGACGAAGUGUACAAGGUGAUUGUGGAUGGAGGAUCAAUUGACAAUCUGUAAUUAUAAUUUGGUGUUUUUUUUUCUAGUUCUAUUUAAUUUCAAUAAUGAAUCAUAGAGUAUAAUCAGAAACGUUGAUGUUAAAUUAGUAAAGGUAUAUCAUUUUUA